Molecule: messenger RNA, 981 nt
Organism: Vidua macroura (Pin-tailed whydah)
Lineage: Eukaryota; Metazoa; Chordata; Aves; Passeriformes; Viduidae
Product: probable G-protein coupled receptor 141
Exons: 2
Coding region: 37-981 (314 amino acids)
Biological process (GO): G protein-coupled receptor signaling pathway
Cellular component (GO): membrane
Molecular function (GO): G protein-coupled receptor activity; oxysterol binding
Source: RefSeq, a predicted model, not a curated record
CAACACUUGAAGAGUGGAAAGAAGCUCUAAUCUAAUAUGUACCAGGAAGAUUUUGGGAACAUGACUGAAGGGACCAGGAACAGCAGUGACCCCUCUUCCGCCUUCGUUCACACCAGCACCAUGAGUGCCAUUCUGGUCACUGUCUACUCAGUUGCCUUUGCUGGAGGUGGAAUUGGGUCCAUCACAAUGUCCUUUGCGCUCCUCAAGAUGAACACUCUGUCUGUGACCACGACUGCCAUCAUUAACCUGGUCGUUGUGCACAGCCUCCUCCUCUUCACAGUGCCCUUCCGCCUCCACUAUUAUGUCAAAAAGAAGUGGGUAUUUGAUAUGCCAUUUUGCAAAAUGGUGAGUGCCAUGGUGCACAUCCACAUGUACCUGACCUUCAUAUUUUAUGUGAUCACACUGGUGAUCCGCUGGCUCAUCUUCUUUCAGUGGAGGGACAAGGUGGAGUUUUACAGGAAGCUGCAUGCCAUUGGGGCAAGCGCUGCUGUGUGGGUCUUUGUCAUGGUCUUUGGGGUGCCACUCUUCUACUUUGAGUAUGGACGCUCAGGCUUAUACAAUAAUACAACAUGCUUCAAGUUCCACAAAGAACUACAGCACAAGAGCGUGAAAGCCCUGAACUACACCAUAAUUGUAGCUGUUGCCCUCAUUUCUUGUGUCCUCUUGAGCUUGCAGAUUUUUAUCCUGGUAAAAGUGGCGAGAAAAUUUUCCACCUCUCUCUGUUCACACCAAGAAUUCUGGGCCCAGGUGAAAAACUUGAUUUUCAUCUGGAUCAUCAUAAUUUGGUUCCUUCCCUAUCACCUGUUCAGGGCCUACUACAUACAGUAUGUGAGUGAUUUUGACCAGUUAGAAAGCUACAAUGAGGUCUUUUUGAGCCUGACUGCUCUGAGCUGUCUGGACCUGCUGUCAUUCGUGCUGAGUGGAAGCCGCUUCUUCAAGCAAAAUGUGUGGAUGCUCCACAGAAGGUUGUCAUGCUGCUAG